AGGUGAAUACAGAUUACUGUACAUAACUCCUGAAUUUGCAGUAGCAGCUAUAAAUAUACUUAAUGAGAUACAUAGUAAAGUAGGGAUAGUGUUGCUUGCAAUUGAUGAGGCUCACUGCGUGUCUCAGUGGGGACAUAACUUUCGUCCACAGUACAGGAAAUUGGGCUGUCUCAGGGAUUGUUUUCCAACUAUUCCGUUCAUGGCUUUAACCGCCACGGCGACGCCACUGGUGCAGAAAGACAUCGUCGAUUCACUUCAUUUGAAGGACUGUCGUUUGUUUGUUUCGUCGUUUGACAGAAAGAAUUUGUACUUUGAAGUUUUUCAAAAGAGUCAUUCGAUUCGAGAUGAUCUACUUUCCGUGAUGCAGGUGAAAGAUGGUCGAUUGACGUUUGAAGGUCCGACAAUUAUAUAUUGUCCGACAAGAGAUAAAACAGAAAGCAUCACUAAAGUUUUAACUGGUUAGUGUGAUUUGAUAACACACAAAUUUAUUUUACUACGUGUAACUAACUCUUUGCAAUCUUGGUAAAACUUGUACAUUCAGAAUUUUUUAUUAAAUAAAUUAAUAAAGACAAAGAUAAAAGUAGCUUGGCAUCACAGAAUACAGUUAAAUACAAACAGAGUUAACUUCAUACGUUCUUCCUUAUCUAAAACUAUACAAGUUUUUUCGGAUUCUAAUGUCAGAGAAAUUGAAUUUUGUGUAGAUUUAAGUAAGAAAGAUGCUUUCGACUCUAUUGCAAUUUUGUUCCCAUAGCACAAGAAAGAAG
Messenger RNA from Centruroides sculpturatus (bark scorpion), 764 nucleotides. RefSeq names its product Werner syndrome ATP-dependent helicase homolog. The annotation marks the transcript as partial. Gene Ontology annotation, cellular component: chromosome; cytoplasm; nucleoplasm. Gene Ontology annotation, molecular function: ATP binding; four-way junction helicase activity; nucleic acid binding. The transcript is spliced from 4 exons. Gene Ontology annotation, biological process: telomere maintenance; double-strand break repair via homologous recombination. The record is from RefSeq and is a predicted model, not a curated record. Lineage: Eukaryota; Metazoa; Arthropoda; Arachnida; Scorpiones; Buthidae.